This is a messenger RNA of Mesitornis unicolor (brown roatelo), 303 nucleotides long. RefSeq names its product actin related protein 2/3 complex, subunit 4, 20kDa (gene ARPC4). Gene Ontology annotation, biological process: Arp2/3 complex-mediated actin nucleation; actin filament polymerization. The annotation marks the transcript as partial. Lineage: Eukaryota; Metazoa; Chordata; Aves; Mesitornithiformes; Mesitornithidae. Gene Ontology annotation, cellular component: Arp2/3 protein complex; actin cytoskeleton. The record is from RefSeq and is a predicted model, not a curated record. Gene Ontology annotation, molecular function: actin filament binding. The transcript is spliced from 3 exons.
AUUAACUCCGUGCGCGUCAGCAUCGCGGUGAAGCAGGCUGAUGAGAUCGAGAAGAUCCUGUGCCACAAAUUCAUGCGCUUCAUGAUGAUGAGGGCCGAGAACUUCUUCAUCCUGCGCAGGAAGCCCGUGGAGGGCUACGACAUCAGCUUCUUGAUCACAAACUUCCAUACGGAGCAGAUGUACAAGCACAAGCUGGUGGACUUUGUCAUCCAUUUCAUGGAAGAGAUCGACAAGGAGAUCAGCGAGAUGAAGCUCUCUGUCAAUGCCAGGGCCCGCAUUGUGGCAGAGGAGUUCCUCAAGAAU